Cyclocybe aegerita is the source of this 2634-nucleotide messenger RNA. The record is from the annotation of a GenBank genome assembly. Lineage: Eukaryota; Fungi; Basidiomycota; Agaricomycetes; Agaricales; Hemipholiotaceae.
GAUGCCCAAAAACCUCCUGUGGGUCCUCCUUGUUUCCAUUGCGCUCGCCCGCGCCGCAACGCCGCCGACAAAACGACACUACAACACCCAUAACUACUAUGUUCUCGAACAUAAGCCCGACACGUAUACGGCCCCGCUGGAGGAUGUGGCACGGUCAUUAGGAGUAGAAGUGGUGGAACGCGCUGGGGAGCUGGAAGAUGUCUGGUUGGUCCGGACGCCGAAACCCCCGGUACGGAUUGUCGAGGGACGGGAAGCCGUGGAGGAGGGAGAUGAGCUAGACCCCAUCCUGUCUGCAUUCGAGAACCUGCAAACGAUUGCGAGCUCGUAUCUGACUGCACGAUCGGAGGAAGGCCUGUAUGCGAGGCAGAUAGUCUCGUCGGUCAAUUUCCUCGAGAAACAGACACUUAGGGAGCUCGUCAAGCGUGCACCACCGCCAAUACGACCGACCAAAACCUCUUCAUCCGGAGUUGCGCAGCGACUAGGAUUGAAGGACCCACUUUUUACGGAGCAAUGGCAUCUGGUCAACGACGAAUAUCCAGAGCAUAUGAUGAACACGACUCCUGUGUGGGAUAUGGGAUUCACAGGCAAGGGCGUGUCGACCUCUUUCCUCGAUGACGGCCUCGACUUUGAGACCGACGACUUGAAAGAUGCUUUGGACGAAAAAAAUUCUUAUGACUUCAACGCACAUGUACCCCUCCCUCGGCCAACCGGCGUCCGGGACCACCACGGCACACGAUGCGCAGGGCAGGUUGUCGCCAGGAGGAACGAAGCCUGCGGUGUUGGUAUCGCUUACGAGGCCAAGGCUGCUGGCGUUCGCAUCCUCGGCGGUCCUAUCGCGACCGUCGACGAAGCCGCCGCUCUCAACUACGGCUACAAGGACGUCUCUAUCUACAGCUGCAGCUGGGGUCCUCGAGAUGACGGCGAGACGAUGGACGCGCCGAGCUAUCUCAUCCGGAAAGCUGUGGUUAACGGCAUCAAUCAUGGGCGGGAUGGCAAAGGCUCUAUUUUCGUGUUUGCGAGUGGUAACGGCGGUCGUUUCGGUGACCAAUGCAACUUCGACGGGUACACGAACAGCAUUUUCUCUGUGACGGUUGGGUCUGUAGACUACAAAGGCCUUCAUCCGAACUACUCGGAAGCCUGCGCCGCGAACAUGAUUGUCGCCUACAGCUCAGGCAAUGGACGGCAUAUGGUUACCACAGACAGAGGAAAGGAAUGCUCUCGGACUCACGGCGGUACUUCGGCUGCUGCACCCAAUGCAGUAGGUGUAUUUACGCUCGCCCUGCAAGCCCGGCCUGAUCUGACGUGGCGAGAUAUCCAACAUCUCUGUGUCAACACCGCGCGUAAGAUCAACCCAGAUGACCCCGACUGGGAACGCACGGCGUCGGGUCGAAUGUUCAGCUACAAAUACGGUUACGGCGCUCUGGAUGCCUAUGCCUUCGUGACUGCCGCCCAGAAGUGGACAAACGUCAAACCGCAAGCCUGGCUUCAUACCGAGACGAUCCGUGUCGGCGACGGCAAGAUGGAGGUCCUCAAGCACAAGAAGUACCGGUAUCAUGGAGGCAUUCCUAUCCCCGCGGACGGCGUCGAGAACAAGAUGACCAUCACGAAGGAGAUGAUGCAGGAGCACAACUUGGAGUCCCUUGAGCACAUCGACGUUAGGGUGUGGAUUAACCACUCGAAGCGUGGUGAUGUGGAAGUUUCGAUUACCAGCCCACACGGCAUUCGCAGUGUUCUUGCUGGUACUCGCGAAUGGGACGAGGCGACUACUGGAUUCCCUGGAUGGCGGUUCAUGACCAUCAAGCACUGGGGUGAAGAUCCUGUCGGAGAAUGGGUGCUCAAAGUCAAUGACCAAAAAGACCCAGAACACAAUGGAACCUUCUUGGGAUGGAACAUGGCUCUGUGGGGCUCUGCCAUCGACCCAAUGAAGGUGAAGAAAUGGGAAGAACCCGUCGUUGACAACGCCCUGCCACCGAACCAAGACCCUGAUAGACCCAUCAUCGGCAACCCCGACUUCACAUCGAUGACCCAGCACGCUAAACCCACCGACCUCCUGCCGACUAGCCACGGCUACGAGACUGGCGAGAACACGAAACCAGCUUUCCCGAGCGAGACCCACAAGCCCAAUCCUUCGGAGAGCGAAGGUGCUGGAGGCGGCUGGACAGGCGACAUGGCGACACUCGUCAGCUCGCAGAAGUGGUUCUUUGCUGGUAUCGGUGCUGUGAUGACCUUUGGCAUUGGCGGUCUUGUCUACUUCUGGCGCCGCCGUGUUGCCCGCCAGAAACUUGCUGCAUACACCUCGCUCGCAGCAGACGAUAUCCACAUGGGUACAAUUGGUGCGGACGGGGUCAACGGCGGCCCACGCACAACGAGGGCGUUGUACGAUUCUUUCGGCGAGCCUACUUCCGGAGACGACCUUCCAGCCCGUUCAGCUGUGCCCGUCAACCCACCCACCGGCCGUGCAUUGGGCUUCCACUCUGGCUUCCUCGACGACGACGAACCCUCUGCUGGUUUGACUCCCAAGUAUCGUGACGAACCCGAGGGACCAGGAGAGCCGGCAACGAGUGCUGAGCGACGAUCGGAUGACCAUGAUUCGCGCAAUGGAAGUCGAGAGCAUCUGACAGGGCCAACGGUAUG